Aspergillus eucalypticola CBS 122712 is the source of this 1206-nucleotide messenger RNA. RefSeq names its product integrase zinc binding domain-containing protein. The transcript has 5 exons. The coding region runs from base 1 to 1137 and encodes 378 amino acids. The record is from RefSeq and is a predicted model, not a curated record. NCBI's taxonomy places the organism in Eukaryota, Fungi, Ascomycota, Eurotiomycetes, Eurotiales, Aspergillaceae.
AUGGCUCUGAUAGCUACAUCUCACGGGGACAGUCACGACUUUGGGGUAAAUGAUACAGGAUCGUAUCCUUUCCAGCAGCAAACAUUCAGUACUUAUGCGUCACAUUUUGGCUCACCCUAUAGUCAUUCUGGCAUCACAUCCAGCACCCACCAUCUGUCACCACAUCAGUCACCGGGCCAUUCGGUCCCGCCAACUCCAGAUCAUGUACCUCUUCAGCAUCAUAUCCAGUAUAUGCCUCAGUCACGUUACCUCCAGUCACCAGGGUUUCUCCCACUUCGUGAUGCAUUCAGCGAAGCAGAUAUUGAAAGCCAGGAUUCGCAGAAUGAGAGUUCUAUGCUAUCAGAGCCAGUCAUCCCUCCACUGGACGGCUUUCCUAAUGUAAGGGAGUUUGAUCAGUUGAUGAAAAGUUAUGUCGACGACCUUUCCGUGAAAAAGCAGGAUAAGGCUUUGAUCCACGCCAAAAGGGCACGGAACAUCAAAAGUGUACUGAUGGACCCCAAAGACACGGCUGUGGAAUCAGCCCAAUUCCGCGUGAUUUUCAAGUGCAUGAAAAUGAUUUGCCAUGAGGGAAAACCAGUGGCUAUUCGAGAGAAACUUUUCAAAAUACUCACUAGAGCACAUCAACAAUGCCAACACGGAGGCAGAGACAAAACAUCAGCUCGAGUUAGACAAAUCUAUUCAUGGGUUCCAAAGGAGCUUAUUUCACGCUUUGUCAAGAUAUGUCCAACCUGCCAAGUGCGUCGAGGAGGUGCGCGCUUGACACCUCCUAGUUCAAGGAGAAGCUCACCUCACCUAGAGGUACUAUCCCGUUCACCAAAGCUACCAUCACCGCCUAUGUCAAGACGUGAUUCGACUUUGAACGGACAGCUUGUCCUGGAGAGACCGCAGUCGGACUACUUUACCCAACUUAGUAGCCAUGGCACUUGGCUAGACAGCCAACGAUCUCUACAGGAAAGGCAGGCCAUCAGUGCAGGCCAUGUACGAUCCUUCAAUGGGGGAACGAUGGGCCAUCUGCCAGGUACACUCCCAGGCACCCUAGAUUCGUUUCAUGGAGAUAUGCCAGUAUCGUCAUCCCAAGUUAGCUACAAUGCGGGCUAUCCUUCCACGCACGGGCCGUCCAGCCAUAGGGACUACUAGAGCGUGGUGAAUCGCAAUAGUAUCUGUUGUAUGAACAAGUGGGCUAAGCUAUGCAACUGAGUACUUCAU